Messenger RNA from Paramecium primaurelia, 9272 nucleotides. Lineage: Eukaryota; Ciliophora; Oligohymenophorea; Peniculida; Parameciidae. The record is from the annotation of a GenBank genome assembly.
AUGAAUAAUCACACAAUUUAUUUCUGGUCUAUCUUAACAUUGAUACUUAACCUUAAUUUGAUUAAAAAUACUAUAGCUUGCCCAUUUCAUACUUAUUAAUAGGCAAUAAUAAAUACAGGUAGCUAAACAUGGAUGUAAACUUUAGAGAAUGAUGAUACAUCAAAUGGAGGUGUAUUUACAUUUGGAUUUUGGACAUUUAAUAUACCAUUACUAAUUUAAACUGAUAAUCUAAAUAUUGGUGAAGAAUUUAAAAUUAAUGAACCAUAAACAGGAGAACUUCUUUUUUUAUUAAAAAAUACUGAAACAAAUGGCAAUUUAAUAGUUUGUUAUAAGUCUUUUGAUUAUGUAUAAUAAAAAGUGUAGCACAUUUUUCUCUUAGAAAAUGGGGUUGGUAAUUUUCAAUUCACAUUUGAUUUCAAUUCAUUACAGUAUGAAGGAAUCUGGAUUUUUCACUUAGUUGUAUUUGAGAAUUCAAAAAAAAAAAUGAUUGUGAAAGUAAAUUAAUAGGAUGCACAAUCAGGAUAAUUUAGUUUUUAAAAUCAAUUAAAUUUAGAAAUAAUAAUUGGAGGAAAAGGAUAUGUAAUUAUUUUUAAAAAUAUAGAUCUCAAAUUUAAACCUUAACUAUUUUAAAGGACUUUAAAGUAAAUUAAUAUUCAAACCUUCAAUUGACUAUUCAGAAAAUAUUUCUUAAGAUUUAAUGAAUGAAUGCUAAAUUCCUUAAAGAACAAGCCUUGAAUAAACCAUUUAAAUUGUACAAGGAUUAAAGUUAUUUGAAGGAAACCAAGUUCUAUAGAUGUUAGUAGAUUAAUAUGGAAAUAAAUACUGUAUAUAAGGAUGGGUUAAAUAUAUACUGACAAAUUUGAGUGAUCAAAAAUACACAUUAUUAAAAUUAAAGGGAAUUUCUAAUUAUGAAUAAGAGAAAACUCUAGGAGACGAAUUAUUAAAAAUUGAAGUAUUUAUCUCGUCUGAUACUCCAAAAGAAACAUAAAUAAUUGUCAAUGCUGAUGCAUAUGGUAUGCCAGUUUAAUAAUCAUUUCAAUCCCAAUAUGAUUUAUUUUUUUAAGGAUAACAGAAUCCUGACUAUAAUGUAUUACAAACAAAAAAAUAUUAUUAAGACCUCAACACUUAACUUUAUUAUGAAGGAUUAUAAUAAUGGCAUUUUAUUUAGUAUGAAUAUGGAAGAAGCAAUUUUGAUGAAAGAAUGUUAUUGAUUAUAAAAUUUUCAAAUGAAUUAGGACUAUUAAAAGACAAUUUAGGGAAUGAUAUUUUCAGUGGUUCAUUUACAAAUUCUAAAUUUAAUCUAUUUUUUGGUGGUGAUAACAUAAAUAAUAAUAUAAAUAAUAAUUUUUUGAAAGCUCAAAUAUAUAAUUUCAAGAUGUAGUACAAUUAUAAUUAAGAUAAACCAUUUAAUAUAGAUUGCCAUUACACAUGUUUGACUUGUUUCGGACCAUUAGAAUAAAAUUGUUUAUCUUGUGAUCCUAAUUCAAAUAGGUAUUAUUAAAAUGAGUUAAAAAUAUGCUAGUGUUUUUCAGGUUAUCUUGAAUAGGGGAAUUUUAAAUGCAAUAAUUAAUUUUAUUUUUCAAUAGUUCAAGAAGAAGUUGAAAUUGAUAUAGAUAUCUAAUGUCCUUUUGGAUAUUUUUAAUUACCUGAUUAAAAAGGAAAUGGAUAUGAUUGUCUAGAAUGGUAUGAUUUAUACAUAAGUUAGUCCAUCUUUGAAGAGAACUUCUUCAAUUUAUUGUGUUGAUUGUUUGUUCUAUCCAAAAAUAUGGUAUCUAAAACCAGUUUGUAAAGAAGAUUAUAAAUAGAAUUUUGAAAAAUAUGAUGAUGAAUCUUUGGUCAUUAAAUAGAGGAUACCAACAUAAAAUGAUGUUUAUCUAAUUGGAAAUAAUAAAUAGAUAAUAUAAUAUUCAGAAUAUGAGGAUUAUUGUUAAUAUUCUUUAGAUAAAAACAAUUACUGUCACAAAGUAUCUCAUUUUCAUCUUGGAUCUUAACCUACCUUAAAAUGCAAAUAUAAUUAUUUAUAUGAUAUGGUUAAAUAAGUGUGCUUGAGAAGCAAUUUAAUAUGUAAAACAUAUGAUAUUUAGGGGCAUUGUAUUGAUUGUCUAACAGGCAUGUACUUAGUUUGGUAUUAUUGUAAUUAAUGCCCGAAUACUUGUACUGUAUGUUAGAAUAAUGGAUAAAAUUAAGCAAUAUGCUUAGAAUGCAUUGAAUAAUAUACUAUUAAAAAUGGAGCUUGUUUUAAAUGUGGUAACGAUUGUAAAAUUUGUAAAGAUAUUUAUGAUGAAAAUUUGGGAUAUAGUUAUCUAAAAUGUUUAAAAUGUAUUGAUGACUUUAGAUACUUAAUUUCUCUUGAUGGUAUUAAUUGCAUAUUAAAUGAUAUUCUACAUUGUGAGCAUGCAUUUUAAACAUUAGAUAAAGAUUAUACUAUUAAUUCUUUAGAUAUCAAUUUCACACCAUAAUUGGAUUAAAGUAAAUUUAAAUUACUAUGUGCCAAAUGUUAAUAAAAUUAUAUAUAUGUUUUUGAAAAUUAAUAAUGUGUUUAAUAUGUUAAUACUGAAUAAUGUGAGAUUGGUAUUGGAUAAUAUAAAAAUAGUGAUUAAAUUUUAGAUUUAGUUUAAUGUUUAAAGUCAGAUAAAUAUGAAAAUGAAGUUGUUGAAUUUAUCUAAAAUUGUAGAUCAUACGUAAAUUAUUGCAAAGUUUGUCUAGAAACAAAUAUUUAAAAUUAUUUUCAUUGUUUAGAAUGUGAAGAUGGAUAUUAUGCAGAAUAAUUAUCCGGUUAAUGUAUAUAAUGUCCAAUUGAGCUUAAUUGCAUAUAAUGUUAUUAGUAAAAUUCUAUUUCCAAAGACUAUUGGAAAAAAGAUGUUAGAGCAUUUUAUAGAAAGUAUAUUGAAGUAACAAAUACUCAUUAAUAUAUUCUAAAUGCAAUAAGUUAGAAUAUAAAUGAUUAUGAGUUGAUUUGCUUAGAGUGCUAAAAUGGUUAUAGAGCAUAUUAAAAUAAAUGCAUUAAGUUUUGUUCAGAUUCAUGUGUAGAAUGCUUAUUCAAAGAUGAUUAAUAUCACUGUAUUAGAUGCUAAAAUGAUUAAAAAGGAAGAAGAUAAUCUAUUAACAAUAAUGAAUGUAUUGAAUGUCCAGAAAAUUGUUAAUUAUGUCGGCCAAGAACCCCAUAAGAGAUUGAAGAAAUUAAUCCUUUAUUCAACAAUACAAAAUAUUAAAAAUAUUCUAGUCAAUGCAUUAAGAGCUAUGAGGAUUAAAAUUACUAUUAUGAUUAAGAUUUAGGAUUAUUUGUAGAAUGUUAAUAAACUCCAAAUAGACAUGGAUGUUAUAAAUAGUUAAUUAUUGAGUUAAAUUUAUAUUCUGAUUAAUUUACCUAUUUUGAUGAUUUCAAUAGAUUAAAAGAUGAAGAGAGUAGAAUUGAAUUUAAAAAAAGAAAUACAUAUUUCAAAGACUUUAAUUCAUUUGAUUUUUUAUUUAGUGAAGUAUUUAUUUCAAUAUUAAUUUUAGUUUGAAAAUGAUGAAUUCUACACAUUGGCCAAUAUGAAAUAAAUUAAAUCUAUUAUUCUGAAAAUUGUUAGUGUGAGUGAAAUUCACACUACGAUUACAGGUAUUUUAAGUUAAAAAUUUUGCAAUAACAUUUUUUCAGUCAUGUAAAUUAAUAUUUAUAUCAUAAAGAAAUGUUGAAUUAAUAUUAGAUAUGCCCUAAGGAUCCAUAAUUACUAUAAAAGAAUUAUUAUAAUUUAGUAAUUUCAACAAAAUUACUCUAAUCAACAUCAUUUUUGAUACUUGUGUUCCUUGUUAUUAAUAGAUUAAAAUUAUUUUUGAGAGUGUAUUCCCUUAAAUUAUAUCUUUUAAUUAAAUUACCAUUUAAUAAAUUUUAGAACCAUAGUAUUUUGAUUAUUUAAAAAUUUAAUUUAAAAACAUAAAAUAACUAUUUGCAAAUGGACUUCAAUUUAUUUCAUUUGGUUAAAGAAAUGUUGAUUAAUUUUUUACGAUUUCAGGAUCUAAAACAAUCAAAUAGAUUAUUUUUAAAGAUUUAUAAAUUAAAAACUGCUAAUUUUAAAAUUCAAUUAUUUUUAGUUUAGAAUUGCUAGAAAACGAUUUGGUUGAGUUUGAUAAUGUUACUAUCCUAAAUUCGUAAUUCAAUAAUAUAACUUUUAUUUAAGUAGAAACUUUGAAUCCAGUAGGAUCCUUAGUAUUAAAAAAUAUAGAAAUAACAAGUAUAAUAUCAGAAAGCAACAGUUUUUUUUCAUUAUAAUUAUUUAAAGAAAUGGAAAUAAUGAAUUUCAGUUUAAUUUAAUCUAUUAUAACUAAUUCAAAAAUCCUUAUUUUGACCAAUGUUGCUUUAUUAAAUAAUCUAAUAUUUCUAAGCAAUACUUUUAUUAAUAGAUGCUUUGGAAUUAUUAAUAUUAAUUAAUUGUCUCAUUUGGAUUAUGAUUACUAAUUUAAAAAUAUUCAAUUUGAAAACAAUACUUAUAAUAAUAUUAUUAAAUUCAUAGAGUUUAAUAAAUAUUAGAGUUCAAAAUAAAAAAUUAUAAUUUAAGAAAUCAACCUUAUUGAUAAUUAUUUAACAGAUGAAUCUUUAGAAUAUAAUUAAUAAUAAGAUGAUUCUUCUUUAGUAUUAAUUACAUUUGAUGAGAUUUUGAUAAUUAAUUUUAUAAUCAAUCGAGGUUUUGGAUUAGUAGAAUUCUCAUUUUUAGAAACAAAAGUGUUAUAAAUAACUAAUGGAAAAAUAUUGCAAAAUAAAUUCUAAUUCUUGGGGUUGCAUAAGAAUUUAAAUUGCCAGUUGAAAUAAGUAAAAGGAUAAUUGUAUCCUUCUUCUAUAAAUAUUGGAUCCUUUUAUAAUGCUUCAUUUUUUAAUGUUACAAUAUUAUAAUCUUAAGCAUACAAUUUUCCAAUUAUAAAGAUUCAAUCAGCUUCAUUGAGUUAAAGAAAAAUUUAACAAAAUCUUAUUUUAAUAAAUAUUAUUUUUUAAUCCAAUUUACUAUUAGUAUCUAAAAUCAAAUUCUCUCCUUCAUUGAUAUAAAUAAAUUCUCUUUAGGAAUCUUUGAUUGAAAUUAAAAAUUUAAUAUUUCAACUUAAUGUCCUUAAUGAAUACAUUUAAGAUCAUUUAGAAAAAUAAACUGGUUUAUUAUUAAUUAAUUGUCCCAACUGUUAAAUUCUUCUCAUGAAUUCUAUAUUUGAUAACAAUAUUUUAACAAAUAGUAGAGGAACUAUUUUAUCAAUAAUUACUUAAUCAUUAGAAGUAAGAAAUUGUAGUUUUGAAAGUAAUAAUGUCUUGAAUUAUGAUGUUAUUUAACCUUAUUUAAUAUGGGGUUUUUCUCAAUCUGUAACAUACAAAGCAAUCGAAAAAAUCUUUUAAAUAAAAUCUAUAUCUGGAAUAGGAUUAAUUUGGGUUUAAUCAUUGAAUAUACUUAAUAGUAGUUUUUAAAAUGCAGUAGGAUAAUUUGGAGGCUGUUUCUCUAUAUUUGCUUAAGGAUCAUCUAGAAUAUUAAUUGAAAAUAGUUCAUUUUACAAUUUGUCUACUUAAUUUUACUAAGAAAUUGAAUAAGGAGGAGUUAUUUAUAUUGAAGGAUCAUCUGCAACAGCUCUUAAAAUUGAUAUCAAAAAUAUCAAAGUUCAAAAUAUUUAUUGUCGAUAAUAUGGAGGAUUCCUCUAUCUUAAAUCUAAUAACUCUUAAACUAAUCUUACAAUAAGUGAUAUUAUUUUAAGAGAUAUUUAUGCUUAAUAAGGAUCGAUUAUGUUUAUAUCUUAUUCGAGAUUAGUUUAAUAUCCAUAAACACUUUUCAUCUCAAAAUUAGAAAUUAAAAACUCUCAAUAGAGUUAUUUCAAAUUUUUAAAUAAAUUUACAACAAUUGCAAAUGAAUUUGAAAAAUAAUAUCUUAUUAAUAAUAGAUCAUUAAUUUUUGUAGAAUAUGGAUCAUCAAUUACAUUAUAAAAUAUUUCAUCGUAUUAUUUAAUUUAAGAAUCUUUUCUGAAUUUAUAAAAUACAAGAAAUAUUUAUAUGGAUACAAUAAAUAUAUAAAAUAGUUAUUUAAGUAAUUAAUUAAUAUCAAUAAAUCCCUUUUCAUGUAUUUAUUAAAUUUUAAAUAUUAGUUAAUAAUGUUACAAUAAGAUUACGAAAUUUCAAGAUUGAAUUGAUUAAUGUAGGAUUUGAAUUUAUAAAUGUGACUUGUACGAAUCUAAUAUCUGAUGUAAAUGAUGUUUUCUAUGAUUGCCCAUAAGAUACUCAAACUGCCCCUAAUUUAUUAUAAUAGGAUAAUGAAAACAAUGAAUCAAUUGGAUAAUGUUUGUACAUAAGUUUACAGACACAAUUAGAUAUUUCAAAUUCAGGAUUGAUGAUUUUCAAAUAUUCUUCUCUUUAAUGUUAAUUAGAAAUGUAUGAAGUUCUUUUAAAAUAUAUAAUAUGUAAAUAAUGUAACUAAGGAUUGAUUUCUCUAUAACUUUAAGAUUAAAAUUUAUAGUAAUCGAAAGUUUAAUAACUUAAUAAUAUAAAAGUACUGAAUUCUAAUUGUGGAUAAAAAGGGUGUAUAAUUGUUGAGAAAAUAUCAUUACUAAGUGGUAGAAAUUUGAAUGAAAUAUAGUUUAAGUUUCUAUAUGAUCUACAGAUUUCAAACUAUUAUUGUACUCAAAAUCUUGGUAGAGAUGGAACUUGUCUAUAUUUAAAUUAAAUUAAGACUUAAAUUCUAAUUUCAAAUUUUUAAUCAAAUAAUGCAUCAAAUAAUGGGGGUGCUUUGUAUAUUUUAGGAGAUGAACCUCUUUUAAUAGAAAAUUGCAUGAUUUCUGAUAAUAGAGCAAUUAUUGGAGGAGGAAUGUAUCUUUAAGAUCAAUUACCAAUGAAUUAUAUAAAAACUAAUACAAUUAUAGUAAAAAAUUAAGCAAUUUAAUAUGGUAAUAAUAUUGCUUCUAUUCCUGAAAGAUUAUCGAUUAGAUUAAAAGGUGAACUACCCAUAUUAAAUACAAUUAGUAAUGUACUUAAUUCAACAAUGUAGAUUGAAGAAAUUAUGAUAUAACCAUAUCAUCUAAUUAAUGGAUAAUAUUCUAAAUAUGUAAAAUUACCAACAGGAUAGUCAAUAUCAAAAUAUUAAUUUUUUGAUUAGAAGAAUUAAAUAUUCAUAAAUGAUAAUUUAAUAUUUCGUAUUUAAACAUUAAGUAGAGAUAUGAAAAUUAAUCUUUAUCCUUCAAUUGAAACAUCAUUAUGCACUAUAUAAAGCAGAUAAUAUAAUAUUUCUAAAAAAGAUGAAGAUUAAUUAUUCACUAAUAAUUAUACUAAUGUUAACUAAAUUAAAUUUAAUACAGAUACUUAAGAUUAUAAUUUAGAUGAAUUAAUUGUGUAUUUUAAUAAUGAGGCAGAAGAUGAAAUUGUACUACAACUUUAAUUUAGUUGUGAGGCUAUUAAAGUUCCAAUUUUUGAUUCAUAAUAUCCAUAUUUUGUUGAAAAUUAACAUCAAAAUUAUAAACUUAGAAUAAAUGUUAAGACUUUUGAAUGCUAAUUUGGAGAAAUCAAAAAUAUAACUAAUUUUGCUUGUGAAUAAUGUGAUUCAACUCAAGGACUCUUUUCAUUAACUUUAAAUGCUUAAAAGUGUGAUAUUAAGAAUGAUAUAUCUUCUAUUGCUGUUUACAAAAAUUAAAUAUAACUAAGAAGUGGAUAUUGGAGACCAUAUUUUCAUACAAAAUUAAUUAGUUAUUGUAUGAAUUUACCUAUGAAUUGUAAUGGUGGAUGGAAUGUAGGUGAUAAAUCUUGUUAUACUGGUCAUUUAGGAGCCCUUUGUGAAUAAUGUGAUUUAUAUAAUAUUAGAGGAGAAGGUUCAUUUUCUUUAAGUGAAAAAUAUAUCUGUGGAACAUGUUUGGAUAAAGGCAAAAAUAUUAUGAUGAUUAUUGGGGUCAUUAUCAUGACGAUGAUAUUUAUUUUUAUCUCAGUUUCUGGUAACAUCAAAACUGUUGAAUAACACACUCGUGCUUAGCCAUUCAAAAACAUGAGAAUCUCAAAUUAUUUAAAUAAAGCUCAAUCAGGCAUACUAAUAAAGAUGCUAACUAAUUAUCUCUAAAUCAUUGUUACCAUUACUACAUUUUAACUUAAUUUCCCUUAAGAAUUAAAUAGUACAAUAUCAGCAGUAGGAAAUCCUUUAUAAACAGUUACUCAUUCACUUGAUUGCUUUUUAGUAGAUUUAAUUAAUGUAGAAAUAUAAUAUAGUAGGAUGAUAUGGUAAAUCAUUAUGCCUUUUCUAUAUAUUAAUUUCUUUCUAGGAUUCUAUUUAAUAGUUGCUCAUUUUAAAUUAGCUUCUUAUAAUUCUAGUGUUCCAACUACAGCUUUGAUUUAUGGGUACCUUUAUUUCUCUCCUAAUUUAACAGAUGGCUUAGUUUAAUUAGUAUCCUAUAGAGAGAUUUCGGGAUUUAAAUGGAUUCAAGCUAAUGUAUCAGAAAGAUAUGAUACGAUUAUGCAUCUUAAAUGGAUGAUUUAUUUCUGCUUACCUUUUUUAUUAAUAUUAGGAAUCUUAAUUCCUUUCUAUUUAUUUUAUGGACUUUAUAAAUGCAGAAGAGUUUAAGAUCAAAAAUCUACUAGACUUCAUUGGGGUUAUUUGUAUCAUGAAUACAAAGAAGAAGCAUACUUUUGGGAAUUGAUAAAGAUCUUUUAAAAAGAAUUAAUAAUCUUAUCUCUUAUAUAUUAUGAGGACAGUAUAGCAGUAAAAGGUAUUUUAGUAUUAUUUAUCACUUAUCUAUAUUAAGAACUUAAUAGUAAUUAUAGACCCUACAAAUUAAGUAGUCUAAAUAAUUUAGACUAUUAUUCUGCAAAUAUAUGUAUGAUUACAAUCAGUUUAGCUAUUGGAGCAUAUUUAUCUUAAUCUUCAGUAUCUGAACUUUAAGCAUUAUUUUUUAUCAUGAUGGCUUUCUUUAAUUUUAUUUUCCUUUAUAAAAUAAUUACUAAAAUUAUAGCAGAGUAUUCAAAAACUUAUUAAUUUUUAUUGGAUAAAUUAAAAGAAUUACUUAAAUCCAAACUGCCAAUUUUGUAGAAUUCUAGAUAUUUUAAGAAUAUGCUAAAAAACAAAGCUUAAGAAAGAUAAAGAGUUUAAAGAGCAUUUAAAAAAUUGAGAGUUUUUGGAAUUCCUUUGGCAAAACGAAUAAUCGAACUAAAAAAUUAAUCAAUAGAAAAUUACAAAAGAUUUAAAAUAGGUUAAGUUAUAGAUUCUUAAGGACAUUUAAGAAUGGACUCCAAAAUUGAUCUUUAAGAACUUGAUAGAGUGACUAUGCAAAGAUUUCUAUAGAGCAGCCAUUAUUGA